This is a messenger RNA of Pyricularia pennisetigena, 2247 nucleotides long. RefSeq lists its product as uncharacterized. The record is from RefSeq and is a predicted model, not a curated record. NCBI's taxonomy places the organism in Eukaryota, Fungi, Ascomycota, Sordariomycetes, Magnaporthales, Pyriculariaceae. Bases 1 to 2247 code for a protein of 748 amino acids. Gene Ontology annotation, biological process: amino acid catabolic process. The transcript has 7 exons. Gene Ontology annotation, molecular function: polyamine oxidase activity; L-amino-acid oxidase activity.
AUGAAGCACCUCAUCGCGUCAGCCCUGCUCCUCAGCAGGGCCGCCUCGCUGCCGAGCACCUUGCCGGUGAGGCUGUCGACCCGCACGGCUCUCGACUCCCGCCUGGCCAACGUGCACGUCGAGAUGGACGACCACCACGCCGUCGGGGAUGCGCCCAUCCACUUCACCUAUGGCGCCUGCGACUCGUCCUCGCGCGCCGAGGCGCACCACACCGUCGGCCGGGCCCACGACCCCACGCGGACCGUCGACAGGCUCGUCUGGGUGAUCCCCGAGGACGUCUCGUCGGGCGGGUGCAUAUCGGCGUGGGCUGGCGGCGACGGUGGCGGCGGUGAGCUCCUGGUUGGCCGCAGCGCGCCGCAGGCCUUUGACCACGCGGCCAUGCGCCGACGCGACGUGCUGACCAAGCGUGCGCUCGACCCCGUGCGCAUGGACGGGUCCAACGGCAUCGAAGCCAACGGGCCGUGGUUCGAGGGCGUGAGGCUGCUGGAGGGGAGAAACGUGAGCGCCGUCGACGCCGAGGCCGCCAAGGCGAAGCGCGUCGCCAUCGCGGGCGCGGGCAUGGCGGGCCUCAUGUCGCACCUCGUCCUGUCGCAGGCCGGGUUCACGAACCUGGACCUGAUCGAGGGCAGCGACCGGGUCGGCGGGCGCGUGCAGACCGAGUACCUCUCCGGCGGCCCGUUUGACUAUUCGUACCAGGAGAUGGGGCCGAUGCGGUUCCCGCACCAGAUCGUCAUCGACGGCACGCCUUACAACAUCUCGGACCACCAGCUCGUCUUCCAGCUCGCAGAGGAGAUGAACAGGCUCAACGCCGACGGGAACAGCGAGCUCAACGUCUCCUUCAUCCCGUGGAUCCAGUUCUCGCAGAACGGCCUGAGCUACUUCGACCGCUUCAAGCUCCCCUCCGGCCUGCCGCCUACCGUUGCCCAGGUAGCAGCCGAUCCGUCCCUCGGCCCGCCCGCCGCACAGCUGGACGCCGAGGCCCUUGCCGCCUUGGGAAAGUUCAGCGGUGUGCUCGGGGACGGUGGUUUCAUCAGGCUGAUUGCACAGAACUCUUUCAAGGCCUACAAGAAGUGGAUUGCGGAUGGGCUCGGCGGCCUUCCCGGUGAUCACUGGAGUAUUUACGCAUACUUCAAGCACCACCUGGAGGCAUCCCUGAACGCCACCAAUGCUGUCCUCCCUUCGUUCUUUGGCCGCCCCAGCAGCACUUUCUGGUCCACCCUCUAUGAAACCGUCUACUUCUCGUCCAGCAGCUGGAAGACCAUCGAUGGCGGUCUCAGCCGGCUGCCAAAGUCGUUCCUCCCGCACGUGGAGAAGGACCUGCAGCUCAACCGCAAGAUCGAGCGCGUGAGCUUCUCCGAGGAGAAGAAGGAGGUGACGCUGCAGUGGAAGGGCGCGGGAGGCGAGUCUGAGAGUGCAACCUACGACUACGCCGUCAUGGCUGUUCCGUUCGUCGUCAUGGCCAACUGGAGGCUUCCGAGUAGGACCAACAUCAAGAUCACCACUUUGCUCGGAGAUGUUGCUGAACUUUUUUUUUUUUGUCUAGAGCUUGGAUCCACCAUCACCAGCGCCAUCCGGACCCUGCAAUCCGUGCCCGCCUGUAAGAUAGCGCUCGAGUACAAGACGCGGUUCUGGGAGAGGUUUGAGAAUCCCAUCUACGGCGGCUGCUCGACGACAACGGAUAUACCUGGUUUCGAAUCGAUUUGCUACCCGUCCUACAACCUCAACGGCACCGGUCCGGCCUCGAUCCUGGCGUCGUACAACUUCGACAGGACUUCGCUCCACCAGGGCUCGCUCCCAGAGGUGGAGCACGUGCAGAACGCGGUCGACGCCAUGGUCGAGGUACACGGUGACGUGGCGCGCGAGCAGUACACGGGCAACUUCCGCAGGGUCUGCUCGCACCACAACGAGUUCCGCAUCGGCGCCUGGACGGAGCCGAUGGCGGGACAGAUGGAGCUGUACAUCCCCGAGUACUUCAAGACUCAUAGCAACAUGAUCUUUGUCGGAGAGCACACUUCGUAUACUCAUGCCUGGGUUGCUUCGGCGCUCGAGUCUGGUAUUCGUGGAUCGGUGCAGCUCAUGCUCGAGCUUGGACUCGUCGACGAGGCAAAGGCUGCCGUCGACAAGUGGAUGGCUCGGUGGAUAGAUGUGCACAAGCAGCGCCCGUUAGAUUGUUGGGUUGCCUCCCUGCUGCCAUGUAAUUUAGUUCCUGCCAGGGAUCCCACACGACUGGUCGUCCUAAUACAGUAA